Molecule: messenger RNA, 629 nt
Organism: Culex pipiens pallens (northern house mosquito)
Lineage: Eukaryota; Metazoa; Arthropoda; Insecta; Diptera; Culicidae
Exons: 2
Coding region: 246-629 (127 amino acids)
Source: RefSeq, a predicted model, not a curated record
UUCUUCUUGCAAAAGACAAUGGUUCUUUCUUUUUUGCUUGAAAAGUUAACAGCUAUUUCAGCUUUGUUUACUUGAGCAUCUGGAACGCUUCCGGAAAUUAGAAAAAAUGGGUGGUUGCAAUGUUUAUGUUUAUGAUUUCGCCUUUCUAAUUGGUUGCAAUGUUUAUGUUUAUGAUUUCGCAUUUCUAAUUGAUUUUCAGAUAUGGAAUAAAUCUGAUCGCAAUCUGAAAAAGUCGCCUUUGGGCCAUGACGACAGCUGGCAUUGGACGAAGGCUUCGAAUAAGAAGAAGACGAUCACAUCUAGGCCCAAGUGCAUCAACCUUUUGGGGCACCGGAGGUAAUUUAAUAGCGGGCGGCAUCUACCUGCAGAACGACUACGACGAAGGAAAAAGGAUUUCGAGAUUGGAAUGCGGCCAUGUCAGCUGGAUUCAGAACUAUUGGUCAGUCGAUAACGCAGACGUUUUUUGCCAGCACGAAGUCUGGAGCUCUUUUCCACGGCCAAACUCGAGCUGUAGUUUGAACUGUCCAGCGACAACAUCACUGUUCUCCUGCCGCAUAUAUUUCCGGAAGCUCCGUAAAGUCGCUCAUAACCAGCGGCAGCCGAAGAAGUUGGAGUUUGCUUUUAGAUAA